Plasmodium berghei ANKA is the source of this 834-nucleotide messenger RNA. Its product is annotated as palmitoyltransferase DHHC10. The record is from RefSeq and is a predicted model, not a curated record. Gene Ontology annotation, cellular component: Golgi apparatus; endoplasmic reticulum. Lineage: Eukaryota; Apicomplexa; Aconoidasida; Haemosporida; Plasmodiidae. Gene Ontology annotation, biological process: peptidyl-L-cysteine S-palmitoylation; protein targeting to membrane. Bases 1 to 834 code for a protein of 277 amino acids. Gene Ontology annotation, molecular function: protein-cysteine S-palmitoyltransferase activity. The transcript has 11 exons.
AUGAACGAUAGCAAAAAUAAUGUACAAGGAAUACGGCAUUUGUUGCCAGUAAUGCUAAUCUGCUUUGUAACCCUAGUCAUGUACACAAUAUUUGUUACAUUUUACUGUUUUUUGUUGUUGCAAAUAAAUGUCGAAAGACAAUACGUAGACGAAGCAUUACUAAAAGACGGAUAUAUAACAUUGAUUACUUUUCAUGUAAUAUUAUUCUUAAUGAUUUGGUCCUUUUACAAAACAUAUAAUAUAAGUCCUGGAUAUGUUCCAAAUACCCAUGAAUGGAGAGUAGAACCAGAUGUUAAAAGGAUAAAGGAAAGAGAAAAAACAGGUGAACUACGAUAUUGUGCCUACUCGAAAAUAUACAAACCAGACAGAUCUCAUUAUUGCCGAGCGAUUGAUAAAACUGUUUUAAAGAUGGAUCACUAUUGUCCAUGGGUUGCAAAUUGCAUUGGGUUUUACAAUUACAAGUUUUUUUUAUUAAGUCUCCUUUAUGCAAACAUAUGUUGUUUUUAUAUCGGAAUAAAUUGCUAUUCAUCUUUCCCCUAUUUUUACACUAAUCCCAACAUACUGUUUAAUGAGGUUUUUUACUUAUUCCUGGAAAUUGUUUUAUCGGCUGUUAUUAUAUUAAUAAUUUUCCCCUUUUUUCUUUUUCAUCUAUAUCUAACAUCGCAAAAUUAUACAACUUUGGAAUUUUGUGUGCUUGGUGACAAGGCUAAGCAAAACAUAUAUAACUUGGGUAUCGAGGAAAACUUUAAGCAAGUUUUGGGUGACAAUAUAUUAAUUUGGUUAUUACCCAUAGGAAAGCCCAAAGGGAAUGGGCUAUUUUAUAAAACAUUAUAA